This is a messenger RNA of Aspergillus chevalieri, 2484 nucleotides long. Its product is annotated as pentatricopeptide repeat protein. The transcript has a single exon. The record is from RefSeq and is a predicted model, not a curated record. The coding region runs from base 1 to 2484 and encodes 827 amino acids. NCBI's taxonomy places the organism in Eukaryota, Fungi, Ascomycota, Eurotiomycetes, Eurotiales, Aspergillaceae. Gene Ontology annotation, molecular function: protein binding.
AUGUCAUUGUGUCCGCUCCUCCGCUCCCGCUUCAGCUCCGGACUGCAAUCCUGUGCCCCGCAACGCAGGAUAAGUCUGAGACAUUGGCAUCGACCGAGGAUACAAUCGAACGCUGCGAUAUAUUCCAUCGGUCAUGCGCGAUACUCGAAUACUGCGGCUUCAGGGGUUGGGCGUGUGGAGUCCUCCGCCGUCCGACAGGAUGACAUCGUAGAACACGUUCCUCCCUCUCUACAAACCGAUCACCACAACCCUUCGGCUUUUGCUGAUAACGAUCGUAUCGGUGGAACAUGUCGACACGAUAUGCGCGAGUCAGGCUCAUCAAUGCCUUCGCAACAUGACACCCAGGACCGUACCCAGCAGCCCCCUCAACCCCCCCAUGAAGGUAGCCGCUCCAGUGAGCCAAACGAUGUUGGCGCCACGCCACAGAUUCUCAGGAGAGGGGGCAUUCCGACAAAAUAUGUGGGCUGGUUCAAUCGCGAAGUAAAAUCGAAGAUCGAAAACAUUGCGGACGAAGAUGUGUCGCUGAGAAGUCUGUCAUUGGACCCAAAUGUGACUUUCUUGUAUUCAGGGAGGACCGAAUUUGAACAAUGGGAAUCGGCAUUGAACACACUAUUAUGGGCGAAACAGCACAACACAACACGAGCCAUAAGUGAAAAGCCAGCGUUCAAUUUGUUGGACGAUGCGCAGGAUCUGAUAGUUAUGAUCCAAAAAGACUGCCUUGGGUCUUUUAAAACAGCGUGGGAAGAACUGGAACCACAUGUGAAGGCUGCACAUUGGCAGCGUUUAGCACUGUGGUUGCUUCAGCGUUCACCACUUGCCAUUCCGGAGUUCUUAUAUAUAACUACGCAGAGCAACCAAAAGCCAGACUGCAGAAUGGUUGUGGAUUGUUUUCAAUUUUUGACCACCCAUUAUCCCGAGGAAUGGAAGUAUUGGAGCAAAGGGUCUCUCACACAUGCGUCAGUCAUACAAACCUGUCUAGAUCGCAAGAAUUGGCCAAUUGCCAAGGUGCCUCAGAACUCCAUUCGGCUUUACAUGGCAUGUACCGAUUACAGCGGGUUAUGCAACGUUCUCCAAUGGAUGAAAGAGGGGCAUAAUUUGGGUGGUUGGAACAUUCUGAAUCUUGUCAGAGGUUUUGUCAAACACCAGGAUGCCGAACGUGCGCUAGAGACCUUUCAGUACAUCACCACGAUCAAUGAUGAACGGUUCAACAUGGAUUCCACGGGGGUUAUGCGCCAUUGUUGUAAGAUUCUGACACUUGACUCGGUGGCAGAUGGGCCGAACGGCCGCAAUUUUCGCAUUCUCCCCAGACUUCUUGAGAUGGGGAUUCGACCUGACAGGGACAUGAUGAACCUCGUUUUGCUCAAUGCAUUCAGGACAGGCGAUCCCCAGCUAGGGCUUGAUGUGCUAGAUUUCAUGCAAAACCGCAGUUAUGAAUUUGACGCUUAUACGUACAGCAUUUUACUCACGGAUGCUGUCGGCCGCGGCGAUCGAGAACGUGUUGCAACAUUGAUAAAGGAAAUUGAGGGCCUUCCGGAGAUUCGCAGGAAUUCCCACGUCGCAAGCAAACUUAUGCACGCUUACUACGUUUUUGUGGCAAGGAAUAUGGACGCUGACGUUGAACCGAGCCGGAUCUUCUACGCUAUGCUGGACCUCUACGUUGAGUUAUACGACAUCACUCCCUUGAAGGAACUCCUCCUCGUCCCUUCCGAGUAUACACCUACGGUAAAAGGCCUCAACGAGCAGCCGACUUUGAUAGCAUUAUUCCUAGUUAUCGCCACAUAUUUCCGUUGUCAGCGGCGCUAUCAGCACGUCGAGCGCAUUUACUCAAGAUUUCGGGAGCUUGUACUACAGGGCCACAAGCACUUUGCUCCACUGGCAGCGACGGAUCAUACGUACAAUGUGUUCCUCAGUACCUUGCGUGAUAACCCUCAUGGAAUGCGACUCUGCGUACGUAUUGUCCAAGAUAUGUUACAAUCACCCUCCACCAUAGCAGUCAACAACGAGUUUGAAAAGCGAACAAUCAACCAUGUGAAACCUGCUGCCCAGACCUGGACGAUUUUACUCAGCGCAUUCCUCUACAACAGACAGCUGUAUGCGGCGGAGAAAGUCAAGGAAAUGAUGGCCAAGCACAAUAUCGAAUACAACCAGGUCGUUUGGAAUACUGUCAUCAACGGCUACGCAAAUGCCCAGAAUAUCCCAGACCUUGCCAUGGCAAUUCGGACGAUGGAAGAGCAGGGAUUCGCGGUCGACGAGUAUACUAUGAGGAGUCUGCGCUACCUGCAUAACCCCGAACGACUGUGGGAGGUUAUGGAUGAGUUCGAUCAGGUCGAAGCCAUGAGCCGUGGAGAAGAGAACGUUGGGGAACAGAAACCCUCAGAGCCACGGGUAACCAGAUCCCCGGAGGAAGAGGCGGCGCGGGAGCAUGAGGAGCUACUCGAGCAAGGUUUGCGACGUUUGAUUGAGAAAAAGAAAGCCAAGUAUUAG